AUGAAACAAUUAUCAAAAUCAAUAAGAUAUGCUUAUUGGAAUACAAUCAAGGACAUCAAUCCUCUCUUUGUUGAAGCCUAAUAUGCUGUAAGAGGAUAAGUCCCUUCGAUGGCAGCCACAAUCCAAGAAGAAAUAAAUGCUGGAAAGAAAUAUCCCUUCGAUUCAAUUACUGAAUUGAACAUUGGUAAUCCAUAAACCUUUGGUCAAAAACCCAUCAGUUUCAAUAGAAGUGUUCUCUCUGCUAUGUUGGAUCCAAGCAUCUUGAAAUAUUAAUCAGGAGAUGUCCAAAGAAGAGUCACUUUUUACAAUGACAAAAUUGGAUUCCAAGUGGGUGCUUACAGUUAAUCACCUGGUUAUCCAAUAAUUAGAGAAGCAGUUGCAAAUUUCAUCUAGAAAAGAGAUGCUACCAAAAAUAGACCUUCUAUUAACGAUAUCAUCUUGACCGAUGGAGCAUCAUCAGGCAUAACCUUAAUGUUCAACUUAUUGCUCAAAGAUAAAAAUGAUGGCGUCAUGAUUCCAAUACCUCAAUAUCCUCUCUAUUCUGCAGUCAUAGCCCAAUGCGGAGCAUAAUAAAUACCCUAUUAUUUGGUAGAAGAAAAGAAUUGGUCAGCUGAAUAAUAAUAAUUAGAAGAGUAAUAUUCCAAAGCCAAAAGAAACGGAAUCAACCCAAGAAUAUUGGUAUGUAUCAAUCCAGGCAACCCUACAGGAUAGGUAUUUGAUAAGCAGAGCAUUGUAGAAAUGAUCAAGUUUGCGGCAGAAAAGAAGAUAACUAUCUUUGCAGAUGAAGUCUAUUAAGAAAAUAUCUAUGAUCCUAAGAAAAAAUUUAUCUCCUUCAGAAAAGUUGCCAAUGAACUUAAUUUGGAUGUUGAAAUAUAUUCAUUCCAUUCCAUCUCUAAAGGUAUUACUGGUGAAUGUGGUUUGAGAGGAGGAUAUAUGGAAAUUACAUCCAAGGUGGAUUCUGAAGUUCAUUUCCAAAUCCAUAAAUCCAAGACAAUUAUGUUAUGUUCAAACACAGUUGGAUAAUUGAUGACAGGAUUGAUGGUAACUCCACCAACUGUUGAAGAAGGUUGUUCUGAAUCCACAGUUUAAUAAUAUAAUGAGGAAUGCAAGGCACUAUUCACUAGUUUAUAAAGAAGAGCUGGCAUUGUGACUCAAUAUCUUAACUAAACUAAGGGUGUAUCUUGUUAACCAAUCGAAGGUGCUAUGUAUGCUUUCCCUAGAAUCUUCUUAUCAGAUAAAUAUGUAGAGCAUGCUAAGAAAUUAGGUUAUUAGCCUGAUGUCUUAUACUGUCUAGACCUACUCAAAGAAACUGGAUUAGUUGUUGUACCUGGCUCUGGAUUCUUACAAUAUCCUGGAACUUACCAUUUCAGAAUGACCAUCUUGAUUUUACCAGAAGAGAAACUUUUAGCCAAGAUGAAAGUAUUCCAAUAAUGGCAUGAAAAUUACAUGGCAAAAUUCUAAUGA
Molecule: messenger RNA, 1464 nt
Organism: Paramecium tetraurelia
Lineage: Eukaryota; Ciliophora; Oligohymenophorea; Peniculida; Parameciidae
Exons: 6
Biological process (GO): biosynthetic process
Molecular function (GO): L-alanine:2-oxoglutarate transaminase activity; pyridoxal phosphate binding
Source: RefSeq, a predicted model, not a curated record